UGCCGAGCGACGGGGUGCAUUAAAUAGGCCAGUAGCAGGAAGCAUGGCGGACGAGAAGGACCGCAUCGCGCUCACGUCGGCGGGCACGCACUUUGACGCGGACCUCUACGGAGGCAUGGGCACGGACAAGUUCGCGGGCUACUCGCGGACGCUGGACGACGAAGAAGAGGAGAAGGCCGACCCGCGGGCGCAGGCCAAGCGUGGCCACGGGUCGGCGGACGGCCUCGUCGACGAGGACUACAAUCCGUUCGAGGACAAGGAGCGUCGCGAAGCCAAUGGCUCGGGCAUGGUCAACACCAAGAUCGUGGACCGUGAGAACGCGUAUACGAAGCGGCGCUUCGAUCGCAUGCUGUCGCCGGAACGCGCGGACGCGUUUGGAGGUGGCAAGGACGGCGCCGCCAAGAGCUACCGUGAAAUCAUGCAUAGCCAGCAGCUUGACGCCGAGCGCGAAGAGGUCAUGCGCAAGAUCCGUAAGAAGCGCCAGGAGGAAGAAGAGGUUGCGGUCGAAGAGGCGGCGAAGAAGAAGCGCCGCCGAUGGGACGACGCGGGCUCGUCCUCGAACGCAGAAGGUGCGACCACUGAUGAGUCUGCAUCCGAGUGGGACCGCUCCGACAACGAAGGCCUUGACAAGAGUGCUGUCGCGGCCACGCCUGUGGCCUCGCGCUGGGACGCCACCCCGGCGGCGACACCAAAGAAGAACCGAUGGGACGAAACUCCCGCGCCGGCUGGUUCAACGACCAGCGCUGCGGCAGCUGCACCGUCCUCAUCAACCAAGUGGGACGAAACACCGCAGCAGGCGCGGACGAGCGAUUACGGCGGCGUGACCCCGACGCCUGGCCGGAAGCGGUCGCGCUGGGACGAGACGCCCAUGCCCGAGCAACCAGGCGCGCAAACACCCGGUAUCAUGAUGACGCCGGGCGGCACGCACUUUUUGUCGUCGCAGAUCACGCCCGAGGUUGCUCAGCGUCUGCGCUGGGAGCGCGAGAUCGACGAGCGCAACCGGCCGCUGACUGAUGAGGAGCUCGACGCGAUGUUCCCGACAUCCGGUUACAAGAUCUUGGACCCGCCGGCCAACUACAUGCCGAUCCGGACACCGUCGCGCAAGCUUAUGGCGACGCCGACACCGAUGGGCCAGACGCCGGGGUUCUCGAUCGCAGCGUCCACGCCCGGCGGUGUCUCGGACUAUGGCCUCGCGGUGCCGCAAACGCCAUCGGGUGGCGACAUGCCGUUCAUCAAGCCCGAGGACUACCAGUACUUUGGGAAGCUCAUGGAAGAGGUUGACGACGAGGCGCUCGACGCCGAGACGGUCAAGGAGCGCAAGAUCAUGCGGCUUCUGCUCAAGAUCAAGAACGGGACGCCGCCCCAGCGCAAGACGGCGCUACGACAGCUCACGGACAAGGCGCGCGAGCUCGGCGCGGGGCCGCUCUUCAACCAGAUUUUGCCGCUGCUUAUGGCACCGACGCUGGAGGACCAGGAGCGCCACUUGCUCGUCAAGGUCAUUGACCGCAUUCUGUACAAGCUCGACGACCUUGUCCGGCCGUUCGUGCACAAGAUCCUCGUCGUCAUCGAACCGCUGCUCAUUGACGAAGACUAUUACGCCCGCGUUGAGGGCCGCGAGAUCAUCUCGAACCUCUCCAAGGCCGCAGGUCUCGCGACGAUGAUCUCGACGAUGCGCCCCGACAUCGACAAUGCCGACGAGUACGUGCGCAACACGACAGCGCGGGCGUUUGCGGUCGUGGCGUCGGCGCUUGGGAUUCCGGCGCUGCUGCCCUUCCUCAAGGCCGUGUGCAACUCGCGCAAGUCGUGGGAGGCGCGCCACACGGGCAUCAAGAUUGUGCAGCAGAUUGCAAUCCUUAUGGGCUGUGCGGUGCUUCCGCAUUUGAAGCACCUCGUCGAGUGUGUUGGCCACGGCCUCGUCGACGACCAGCAAAAGGUGCGUACGAUCACGGCGCUGUCGCUGGCUGCACUUGCCGAGGCCGCGCACCCGUACGGUAUCGAGUCGUUCGACUCGGUCAUUCGGCCCCUCUGGAAGGGCAUCCGUCAGCAUCGGGGCAAGGGCCUUGCGGCCUUUCUCAAGGCGAUCGGGUACAUCAUUCCGCUCAUGGACGCUAACUGCGCCAACUACUACACGCGCGAGAGCAUGGUGAUCCUCAUUCGUGAGUUCCAGUCGCCGGACGAGGAGAUGAAGAAGAUUGUGCUCAAGGUCGUCCAGCAGUGCGUCGCCACCGAGGGCGUAGCGCCGUCAUACGUCAAGAGCCACGUGCUGCCCGACUUUUUCCGGCACUUUUGGGUCCGCCGCAUGGCGCUCGACAAGCGCAACUACAAGCAGCUCGUCGAGACGACUGUCGCGCUCGCCAACGCCGUGGGGGCCUCUGAAAUUGUCGGGCGUGUCGUCGACGACCUCAAGGACGAAAGCGAGCCGUACCGGCGCAUGGUCAUGGAGGCAAUCGACAACAUCGUGCAGAACCUUGGUGUGACCGACAUCGACACGGACCUUGAGGAGAAGCUCAUCGACGGGCUCCUCUUUGCUUUCCAAGAGCAGACGGCGGACGACACGUCCACUAUGCUCAACGGCUUUGGCGUCGUCGUCAACGCGCUCGGAUUGCGCGCCAAGAACUACCUGCCGCAGAUCUGCGGUACGAUCAAGUGGCGCCUCAACAACAAGCCCGCGAAGGUGCGCAUGCAGGCCGCAGAUCUCAUCAACCGCAUCGCGGUCGUCAUGAAGACGUGCGACCAGGAGCAGCUCAUGGGCCACAUGGGCGUCGUCUUGUACGAGUACCUCGGCGAAGAGUACCCAGAGGUCCUAGGGUCGAUCCUUGGCGCGCUCAAGGCCAUCGUCAACGUCAUUGGUAUGGCCAAGAUGACGCCGCCGAUCAAGGACCUCUUGCCGCGACUGACGCCGAUCCUCAAGAACCGUCACGAAAAGGUGCAGGAAAACUGCAUCGACCUCGUCGGGCGUAUCGCAGAUCGCGGCGCGGAGCUCGUCUCGGCGCGCGAGUGGAUGCGCAUCUGCUUUGAACUUCUCGAGAUGCUCAAGGCGCACAAGAAGGGCAUUCGCCGCGCCGCCGUCAACACAUUUGGGUACAUUGCCAAGGCGAUUGGCCCCCAAGACGUGCUCCACACGCUUCUUAACAACCUCAAGGUGCAAGAGCGUCAAAACCGCGUGUGCACAACGGUCGCGAUUGCGAUCGUGGCCGAGACGUGCUCGCCGUUUACCGUCAUCCCUGCGCUCAUGAACGAGUACCGCGUGCCAGAGCUCAACGUUCAGAAUGGUGUCCUCAAGGCCUUCUCGUUCAUGUUCGAGUACAUUGGCGAAAUGGGCAAGGACUACAUUUACGCGGUCACUCCGCUGCUGCAAGACGCGCUCAUGGACCGCGACCUUGUGCACCGGCAGACGGCAGCGACCACUGUCAAGCAUCUGGCGCUCGGCGUCGCGGGCCUCGGUUGCGAAGACGCGGUGAUCCACUUGCUCAACUUUGUGUGGCCCAACAUCUUUGAAACGUCGCCUCACGUCAUUGGCGCCGUCUUUGACGCGAUCGAGGGCUGCCGUGUCGCGCUUGGUGCGCACGUCAUUCUGCAGUUUUGCCUCCAGGGGCUCUUCCACCCCGCGCGACGCGUGCGCGAGGUCUACUGGAAGAUCUACAACUCGCUCUACAUGUACGCGCAAGACGCGCUCACGCCUGCGUACCCGCUCAUCCCGAACGACGGCGACUACACGUUUGAGCGGUCGUACCUCGGUCUCACGCUCUAGUUGUCUUUGACAGCUCUUAUAUAAACCAAAACCUUCAUGAUACCCUC
Molecule: messenger RNA, 3798 nt
Organism: Saprolegnia parasitica CBS 223.65
Lineage: Eukaryota; Oomycota; Saprolegniomycetes; Saprolegniales; Saprolegniaceae
Product: splicing factor 3B subunit 1
Exons: 1
Coding region: 44-3751 (1235 amino acids)
Biological process (GO): spliceosomal complex assembly
Cellular component (GO): U12-type spliceosomal complex; U2-type prespliceosome; catalytic step 2 spliceosome
Molecular function (GO): mRNA binding
Source: RefSeq, a predicted model, not a curated record